AUGUUGCCUGUGGUGAUCUGCAUUUCCCUUGUGGGAUUAACCAUAGGCAGACCGUCUCUGAAUUACUUGGAAAACCGCUUUGGCGAGGAAAACGAGUCUGAAGAAGUGCGUUCGGAGGCAAUAAAGAGGCUCCUGGAAGUGUUUGGAAUGGAAGAUCCUCCUGCGGCUCUGGCUCGGGGACACAAACAGCCUCCACAAUACAUGCUGGACCUGUACAACACCAUCGCUGAUGUGGAUGGCGUCACCAAAGACCCGACGCUGCUGGAGGGAAACACGGUCCGCAGUUUCUUCGAUAAAUUGCACAGCGAUCAGGUUGAGUUUCGCUUCAACCUCUCCACGGUGGCCAAGAGUGAAAAGAUCCUCACAGCUGAACUUCAUCUGUUCAAGCUCAGGCCUCAAGCAUCGUUGACCUUCAACAGACAUCACUUCUGUCAGGUCAAUGUCUAUCAGAUUCUGGAUAGCAGCAAAAUGAAUGUUUCUCAAGGGAAGAAGCUGCUGUCAUCCAGACUGGUUCCCAUUCACUCCAGUGGCUGGGAGGUUUUUACCAUUACGCAAGCUGUAAGGUCUUGGAUGUCAGACGAGGGCAGUAAUCUUGGUCUCUUGGUGACGGUGAGAAGCCUCGCGGGGAUUCAAAUGGAUCUGAAGACCGUGCGGUUUGCAUCGGGCCGUGAUCACCAUCACAGCAAGCAGCCCAUGCUGGUUCUCUUUACCGACGAUGGCAGACGGGCCACAUCUCAGGAGGGCUCUCUUAAAGGUACAGAUGAAUCUGCCGCUGUGUCCAGUCUUCCGUUUCCCAGCCCCCCUCGGCCAUCAGCGGGCCGCCGCAACGCUCGCUCCACAGACUACGAUGAUGGUGGAGAGAUGCCAUGCCAACGUCUGCCUCUUUACGUGGACUUUGAGGAGAUCGGCUGGUCCGGCUGGAUUGUGUCACCACGUGGUUACAACGCCUACCACUGCAAAGGUUCCUGCCCGUUCCCUCUGGGACAAAACAUGAGGCCGACAAACCACGCCACGGUGCAGUCCAUCAUCAAUGCCCUUAAACUGACCAAAGGCAUCGAGACGCCGUGCUGUGUUCCAGACAAACUCUUCAGCAUUAAUCUGCUGUAUUUUGAUGAUGAUGAGAAUGUGGUUUUGAAGCAGUAUGAUGAUAUGGUGGCAGGUAGCUGCGGGUGUCAUUGAUAUAUUGAUCUCGGAGCGGUUUGAACGAGCCACGGGAUUGGACAAAAUACA
Molecule: messenger RNA, 1230 nt
Organism: Triplophysa dalaica
Lineage: Eukaryota; Metazoa; Chordata; Actinopteri; Cypriniformes; Nemacheilidae
Gene: admp
Product: anti-dorsalizing morphogenic protein
Exons: 5
Coding region: 1-1179 (392 amino acids)
Biological process (GO): SMAD protein signal transduction
Cellular component (GO): extracellular region
Molecular function (GO): growth factor activity; cytokine activity
Source: RefSeq, a predicted model, not a curated record